Molecule: messenger RNA, 4321 nt
Organism: Rana temporaria (common frog)
Lineage: Eukaryota; Metazoa; Chordata; Amphibia; Anura; Ranidae
Gene: MAPK7
Product: mitogen-activated protein kinase 7
Exons: 7
Coding region: 7-3000 (997 amino acids)
Biological process (GO): intracellular signal transduction; cell surface receptor signaling pathway; protein phosphorylation
Cellular component (GO): nucleus; cytoplasm
Molecular function (GO): MAP kinase activity; ATP binding
Source: RefSeq, a predicted model, not a curated record
CCGAUAAUGGGCGGGGUCGGCCUCCCCCGUUUCCUAGAGACAGGACACGCCUCCCUACGCUCUCUCCUCUUCCCUCCGACGCUCGGCGUUCUCCCCGCCUCUGAUUGGCGGAGGCGCUUGGACAGCGGUGACUCUGGCCCCGCCCUCCGCUCUCCGCCGAACAUCCGGGUCCUGCGGCGGCUCGGCCGCUGGGCAGCCAUGGCGGAGAAGAAUCCUGAAGAUCCUGCGCAGGACAGGGAUCCGUCCAAACUGGAAGCGUCUCACUGCACGUCCACCGCGGCCAAGAACCUCGCCAUCCUGAAAGAGCGCUCCUUCGACAUUACCUUCGACGUGGGAGACGAAUACGAGAUCAUCGAGACCAUCGGCACUGGAGCUUACGGCGUGGUGUCGUCCGCUCGCAGGAAGGGCUCUGGUCAGAAGGUCGCCAUUAAGAAGAUCCCCAACGCCUUCGAUGUGGUGACGCACGCCAAGCGGACGUUACGAGAACUGAAGAUUCUGAAGCACUUCAAACACGACAACGUCAUCGCCAUCAAAGACAUCCUGAAGCCCUCGGUGCCGUACUCCGAGUUCAAAUCUGUAUACGUGGUGCUGGAUCUCAUGGAGAGUGAUCUUCACCAGAUCAUCCACUCCUCGCAGCCGCUGACGUUGGAACACGCCCGGUACUUCCUGUACCAGCUGCUGAGGGGUCUAAAAUACAUCCACUCGGCAAACGUUCUCCACCGCGACCUGAAGCCAAGUAACCUUCUGAUCAAUGAGAACUGUGAGCUGAAGGUUGGCGACUUCGGCAUGGCCCGAGGACUUUGCACCAAGCCCGACGAGUACAAAUACUUCAUGACGGAGUACGUGGCCACCCGCUGGUACCGCGCCCCGGAGCUCAUGCUGUCGCUCCACGAGUACACUCAGGCCAUCGACAUGUGGUCCGUGGGCUGCAUCUUUGCCGAAAUGCUGGGCCGCAAACAGAUCUUCCCCGGCAAGAACUAUAUCCACCAGCUUCAGCUCAUCAUGACGGUGCUUGGAACGCCCUCCAGCCAGGUGAUCCGCGCCAUCGGGGCGGAGAGGGUCCGAGCCUACAUCCAGAGCUUGCCCUCUCGCCAGCCGGUACCCUGGACGAGCCUGUACCCUCAAGGAGACAGGAAGUCCUUGGAUCUGCUCUCCAAAAUGUUGAGGUUUGACCCGCGUGAGCGCAUAUCCGUGUGCGAAGCCCUGCGGCACCCUUUCCUAUCCAAGUACCACGACCCGGACGACGAGCCGGAAUGUGUGCCAGCGUUCGACUUUGACUUUGACAAGCAGAUCCUGACCAAAGAGAAGAUCAAAGAGGCCAUCGUGGCGGAGAUAGACGGCUUCCACCAGAGGAGAGAGGGCAUCCGACGGCAGAUCAGCUUCAAACCCGUCCUGAAACCAGCAGAUGAGGGCCCGGUGAGCGACCACGUCAUUCGCUCAGAUGACUUCCAGUCACCGCCGCUCCCGCCGCCCCCUCAAGGGUUUGAUGUGGAUAUGCCAAGUGCCAACUCUGCCAGGGAAAGAGGUGAUUUCCCCAUGGAGUCGCCACGAGCGCCCGUCAAGCCGGAGACCAUCGACCUGACCUCUCCCUCGGAGAUUGAAGAUAUUGUGCCAACGAGAGAAAGUACGGAGGUGAAAGAGGAGGCGCCAGUGAUUAAGACUGAUCCCGAGCCAGUGCCAAAGAGAGAGGGCGCCAUUUCUGACGACACCAAGGCGGCGCUGAAAGCUGCUCUGCUGAAGUCGGCCCUGCGCAACAAAUCCAAAGACGCCCCCAGUUCCAUUCCUGAGACCCCGGAAUUAAAGAAGCCAAUCACGGCACAGGAGCGACAGCGUGAAAGGGAGGAGAAGAGGAGGCGGCGUCAGGAGCGCGCCCGGGAGAAGGAAAAGAAGCAGAAAGAGAAGGAGCGGCGUGAGAAAGCGGACGGAUUCGGCGGGUUGAUUUUGAGCGAAAAUGACAAGAACCUUUUGGAGCGGUGGACGCGGAUGAUCGACCACACGCAGCAACAGCCGCUUCCCCAGCAGGCCCCGCCUCCCACCAACCCAACGCCAACCGUGCCAAAACCAGCUCCCUGUCCAGACAUGGGCACCAUGACUCCGCCCCUUCCCCAACAGACAGUGUUUGGCAUGGCCAAUCUCAAUCCAGUUCCUGAGGUCCGAUGCCAGCAGAACGGAACCAUCUCGGCUCCCGUUGUCGCACCAAAUAUCCAGUUUAUUCCAAGGUGCCUGAACCCCUGCCCUGUGCCCAACCUGCUCCAUUAUGUGCCACCCACCCCAGCACCCUUCCAGAUUGCCCCUGUGGUGCUGGCUCCCCAAGUGAAGCCGGUGGCUCCUCCAAUCGCCAGCCAGCUUCCCCCAGAUGUCAAAUUUCUUUCCAGCGGGCACGUUCUGCCCGGGGCUUUCUCUGCUCAGGCCAGAAUCAACCCAACAUGGAGCAGAGGAGGGCACCAGGAAAGCUGGCCAGCGGCCGACGCGGGAGACGGGAAGCGGAAUUCCGUCACUGUGGAUCCAGCGCUCUUCCUACGCAACCCCACUGACAUCGCGCAACCGACGCAAGUCCCCGGAAUAACGUUCCCCGGUGGGGUGGAUUGUCGCCUUCAAGAGGAGCCCAAACCCCAAGAUCUGAUACCUCUCCGACCCACCACCUUCAACGCAGCCGACCCCUCCACCUCCACCUCUCCAGAUAUCAACCUGGUGACCCAACAGUUCUCAAAGUCUCAGGUGGAGGAUGUCCUGCCCCCCGUCUUCUCUGUCACACCAAAAGGAAGUGGCGCUGGGUACGGAUUGGGCUUCGAUCUUGAGGAGUUUCUGAACCAGUCCUUCGAUAUGGCAUCGGAGAGCCGCGAGAGCCUGGUAGACUCCGCCCCUCUUUCAGCAUCACUCUUAGCCGAUUGGCUGGAGGUUCAUCGCAUGAAUCCCGCAGACCUGACCGCCCUCCAGGAAGACCUGCAGCUGGGAUCUCCCAUGAUCCUCUCCGACAUUCCCGACCUCCAAGACAGCUGAGGACACGCAGGACGGAGGUCUCCGUGGGGGGGACAGAACCUUAUCCUGUGUGUCUCUGAAAUGAGAACUGUCUGAUCUGCUCCUGGCUGCCAGUCAGAUCGAUGAGCACUGACCAUAGGGGGACUCGGUGGCGUAGCGUGGGUUGUCAGCGCCCGGGGCAAGGCUCCAUUCCCCCAAUCACAGGGCGCCUGUGACAGAACAUGGCGGCCGAAGCAUGGAGACACAGGAAGGAGCCGGGGGACACACACUGGUGCGGGAUUUCUCCCCCAAAAUGUUGCGCUUGGGGCCAUGGCCCCCCUCGCACCCCCCACGCUAUGCCACUGGGGGGACUUAAAGGGCAACUUGCACUUAUUAAAAUAAGGGAUGGCUAAAGACGAGAAGGAACCGGUCAUCAACGCCCAACUGAAAUCCCUCACCUUUCUUUUCUCUUCAUAGUCCUGGAGGGCCUCCUGUGAGCUUGUUGGGCCCCUCGGCACCACCCCGGUGGCACCACCCUGAGCCCUUCCCUCCUGUAGGGUAACCUAGGUACUUCCACAUCCCACCCGUAUUAAAAAGCUGCUCCUCCCCCACUACAAGCCUGAUUUCAGCUGGUAUUUCUCUGGGCAACACCCCGGCAGUUCUUCUCCCAGACACUCUCUUGGUAGGUGAGGGCCCCGUAGUCUCCAGGAGCCAGAUCUAGAUCGUUAUUGGAGGUCUAGGCUUGUGUACAGACUGCAUGGAAAGACAAUAGAGGAUGAAAUAGGAUGAGGAUCAGGAGCCCACCCGUCGUCUCGCACACUCCGGUUAGGUAUCACUUGGGUCGGCUCUUCUGCCAUAGGAGACCCGGGACCUGUGUGGGCGGGUCAGCCGCGUGAGCACCUGUCAUUUACACAUGUUGGAGCUUCACUGGGGGCCCUAUAGAGGAAGAGACCUACACAGGUGACCACGUCUGAGUGACAGGUCCCCUUCGAUAUCUUAUGACCAAGGUGCGCUGAGCCACCUGAACCAAUGAACACGGAACAAAGGCCUUCGAAACUUCUCAACGUGCCGAAAAAUCUGAAUGUGAGGAAUUUUCCACCUACCUGAAAAGCCCCCCACACUCUGUCCUGAAUAAUCCCCAUAAUUAGGUGGAUUCAGAGAGACUUAGGCCGGCGUAUCAGUAGAUUUAGCCCUGCCCCCCCCCCUGCUGUCUCCUUACAGGCUGUGAUUGACAACAGCAGGAGCCAAUGGCUGCCUCCAUGUCCAGUAAGGAGGGAGAAAGCCGCGGCUCUCAGGCACAGCACUGGAUUGAGAUCGGGCUCAGGUAAGUAUUUGGGGAGCUGAACACACAUUUUUUUUUUUU